Trichoplusia ni (cabbage looper) is the source of this 4501-nucleotide messenger RNA. It is a transcript of the gene lds, whose product is annotated as transcription termination factor 2. The record is from RefSeq and is a predicted model, not a curated record. Bases 90 to 3692 code for a protein of 1200 amino acids. Gene Ontology annotation, molecular function: ATP-dependent chromatin remodeler activity; ATP binding. Lineage: Eukaryota; Metazoa; Arthropoda; Insecta; Lepidoptera; Noctuidae. The transcript has 19 exons.
UUGUUUUGAAUAGGUGGUCUCUAUUUAUAUUUUUCAGUUUUGAAAAUUAAUGUUUUGUGAAACAAAAUAGAUUUAUUUAGUGAGACAGAAUGGAGAAUUCAUUCUUUGAAUAUCGUGACAGAACGACAGCUGAUAGCGACUCUGAUACAGAAUUUAUUGACGAUAGUAUAGCAGAAGACACUUCUGCAAAGAAAAAAAAUCACACAGUUUUUGUUGCUGAAUCAGAAGAAUCCACUACCGAUGAUGAAAGUGGUUCUGAAGAGGAAGAAUCACCAAAACCUAAAUCAGCAACCAAAUCAGUUGUGAAACGGAGCAGUGUUGCUGACAGCCAUGUUAUAUCUAGCAGUGAGGAUGAAGCCAGCAAAAGGGGCAGCAUUCGGAGACAAUCGGAGUCACCCAACAAAGUAGUAUUAAGCUCUUCAGAUGAAGAAGAACAAGUAUCCCCAGAAAUAAUCCCAAAACGACGACCGCCAAUGAGGAAGGAAUCUAAAGAAAGCAUCGGACCCGGCAUUGGACGGAAAACCAAAAAACGUAUAAUGCAGAUUGACUCAGAUACUGAAGACUCUAUAAUCAUUGAACAUGACAAGCAUAAGAAACUAUUAUGUAUGAAGGAUACUCCACUGAAAAUCGUUACCGCAAAAGAACAAAACACAGGAGAAAAUUCAGCAGAAUCUUCUAAAACAAGUAAUAAAAAUGUGAUGAGGUUUUCAGACAGUGAUGAUGAUCAAAAUGAUGAAAGUAAUGAUGCUGAUAAGACUACCCCAUUGCAGUAUGAUGGGAGUGACAGUGGUGGAGAAAGUGAUGCUAAUAGCACAGAUGAUGAAGGUCCUGAUGAGGACCAGAUGGUGAUGUCCAGGGCUACUCGCAUGAGUAUCAUGGGUAUCAUACCGAAAGACAAUGAAAGUGAUGAUUCAGAUUAUAUACAAUCUGAUGAUAGCCCUCGAAACUCAAACCAGGGCUCCACAGUGAGCUUAACAGACCUGCCAGAGACCAGCGAGCCAGGAACACCUGUGAAGCCGCAGGAAGACGCUGACUCCUCAAAACUAACCUGCUCCCCCUUCUCAAGUCCCCUCCAUGACAUCACUAACAACUCGCGAAAUAACGAGUCAAUUAGUGCAAGAAAAUCCUUAGAAAAUAAGGACGAAUGUGUAAUAGUAACUGAUACAGGGAAUAAUAAGCCUAUUACCCUAAAGGAUAAAGUGCUAAAUAAGUUGAUAGCGAAUAGAGCGAAGGAGAAUUUCAUACAGUAUGACGAUGACGUCACGAUUAUAGACAAUAAGCCAGAGAUUAUAGCGCUCAGCAGUGAUGAUGACGAUGAUGUUGGAGAAGUCAAGAAGUCUCCAAACCCGAGAAAGUCGCCCAAGCCUAAGGUCCCUAAGGAUGAGCCUCAGACAGUGUCCAAUUCCAUCAAGCAGUACCUCGCUCCCCCGAGCUACCCCAACCAAGAAGUGGUGUACGUCAAGAAACAUGUCCGAGAGAACGAGUUGAUGAAACUCGAAACGUUGAAGGCUGACCUGAAGAAUAUUAGAUACCUCCUCGAGGAGAUGGAUGUAGACUCGCUGCCGGACGGCGGGCGCAUGCUCAUCACGCGCCUCUCCAACCUGGAGGAGCAGGUCCGCCACCAGGGGGACAAGGUCGCCAACAUGGUCGUCGAGCCAGAUAAUCCAACAGCGGCGGACAUUGCGAGAGACGGUUUCGACGCUAAAGACAAGAAGGGUCUGACUUGGGACGAGAUUCAGAAAGCCAGUAAUGCUGUCCAGCCACGCAUGUUCGGGAAACAGGCCAUGGCGACCCACAUGGCCGAGCGCAACCUGAUCCUGGACCGGCUGCGCGACCUGUACGAGUCGCUGGCGUCGCGGCCGGCGGACAGCUCGCAGGCGCGGGCGCCGCGCGGCCUGGCCAGCUCCCUCAUGCCGCACCAGCUGCACGCGCUGGCCUGGCUGCGCUGGCGGGAGACGCAGCGCCCGCGGGCAGGGAUACUCGCUGAUGACAUGGGUCUGGGCAAGACCAUUACGAUGAUAGCUCUGAUCGUGAGCGACAAGGAGGACCGCAUCGAUGAUGACGAUGAAGAUUCCGAUGAUGAUUACCCAGCGAAGGGCAAGCUGCUGCGCGGCGGCACGCUGGUGGUGUGCCCCGCGUCGCUGAUGCAGCAGUGGGCGGGCGAGGUGGCCAAGCACUGCCGGCCGCACGCGCUGGCCGUGGAGCUGCACCAUGGCGCCGCGCGCGCCGCGCAGCCCGCCCGCCUCGCGCAGCACGACCUCGUGCUCACCACAUACAACAUCAUGCAGAGGGAUAAUGAGAAGAACGGCGUGCUGAUGCGCGUGCGCUGGCGGCGCGUGAUCCUGGACGAGGCGCACAUCGUCCGCAACCACAAGUCGGCGACGUGCGCGGCCGUGUCGGCGCUGCGGGCCGCGCGCCGCUGGUGCCUCACGGGCACGCCCGUGCAGAACAAGGACCUGGACCUGUUCGCGCUGCUCAAGUUCCUCAAGUGCUCGCCCUUUGAUGAUCUCACUAUGUGGAAGAAAUGGAUCGACAACAAGUCCCUAGGCGGUCAGGAGCGCCUGAACACGAUCAUGCAGUGCCUGCUGCUGCGGCGCACGAAGGUGCAGCUGCAGCAGCGCGGCCAGCUCGCGUGUCUGCCGCAGAGGACCGCGCACCAGCGGGAGGUCACGCUGUCGCAGGCCGAGAUGAAUGUCUACCAGAAGGUGCUAGUAUUCUCCAAGACACUGUUCGCACAGUUUCUCCACCAGCGCGCGGAGAAGAACGCAGAUGCAAACUUUACCGCGCCCGCCAAGGACAGCGCUUACGCCAAGAUGCAUAAGAAGAUGAUCGCUUUACAAGGAGCAAAGCCAGUGAAGUCCCACGAGAUCCUGGUCCUGCUGCUGCGGCUGCGGCAGGUGUGCUGCCACUGCGGCCUCAUCGCGGCCAUGCUGGACGAGGACGCCGCGCCCGACACGCAGGACGACCCCGCCGGGCAGGACCUGCUGGCCGAGCUCAACAAGCUGUCCAUAGAGGACGGCAACAAGAGCAAGAGGAAGAGCAGGAUGUCUGACGCGGACGAGGAUGACGAGGGUCCCGCUCAGGAGGGCACCACAGCGGCCGAGGCCAUCCGCUCCGUCCUGUCGCCCAACAACCCCGUGUUCCAGCUCACCAGGAUGUCCUCCAAGAUCAAAGCCGUCAUGGACUGUCUGCACAACGAGGUGUUCUCAAAGAAAGGCGACAAGGCAGUGGUAGUAUCUCAGUGGACGUCAGUCCUGCGCCUGGUGGAGAGCGAGCUGCAGGCGGCGCGCGUGCGCAGCGUGACGCUGAGCGGGAGCGUGCCCGUGCCCGCGCGACCGCCGCUCAUCAACGCGCUCAAUGAUCCCAACUCCGAUGUCAAGGUGAUGCUGCUGUCUCUAUGCGCGGGCGGCGUGGGGCUGAACCUGUGCGGCGCCAACCACCUGCUGCUGCUGGACCCGCACUGGAACCCGCAGCUGGAGGAGCAGGCGCAGGACCGCAUCUACCGCGUGGGGCAGAAGAAGGACGUCAAUAUAUACAGAUUCAUGUGCGUGGACACAGUGGAGCAAUCCAUCAGAAAGCUUCAGGAAGCCAAGCUGGAGCUAGCUGAGAACGUCCUAACCGGAGCCAAGAACACCAACAACUCCAAGCUUACCAUCGAAGAUCUCAGGGUGCUGUUCAAUAUGGGAUCGUAGGCCACGAAGGAGAAUUGUCUAAGAAGUUUGUAUAAUGACCUCUUAUGGUACUAGAAAGAUAUAAAGAAAGUCAGUUUUAACUCUCAAAAGAAAAUUGUGAUCAUAUGAACUCUGGCCGUUAUGGAGAGAGGUGCUGCUACGUGCAGUGUAUUGCGCCAUAUUGCUCCCACAAGCUCAUGGUCUAUGUAUCACUUGUUAUGUAAAGACAGAUACUAUAGAAAAACUUGAACCAGUUUCAAUGACUCGUGAAAUAUAAUAUUCUCCUUUAAAUAACAUACAUUCCAGAUCAUUUUAGGACAUGUAAAUAAUGGUCCAUUGUCAGAACACUAAGAUUUUAAUUGUUAAAUUAAGCAAGAAGUUAAACAAAAUAGUCAGAUCCAAACAAAAACGAAUGCCUAAUUAGUUUUGUGCCCGUGGGGAUUCGUUAUAGACCUUCAGUUAGAUAUCAAAGUCAUAAUUAAGGUUUUAAUACUCGACAAAUGCAAUAAAGACUGAACAUUGUAGUUUUUUAAUAAUAAAAAAAAACGACUCCCUCUCUGUGGAAAUUCAUUGUAAUUGCGCGGGGGUUUCAUAGAUUCAAGACAUAUGCGCUAAGACACGGAACUUUAACCCUUUGAACUAAAUAAUAUAAGUAAAUCUUAAAAAUGACUAGGAUCCUGGCAAAAGUAUUUGUGUGCUAAAUAUGUUUAAAAUUAAUCCGAUCAGUUUAUAUGACAAUUCUCAGUUUAGAAAUAUAUAUUCGCCAUAUUGAUAUUACUUCACUUCUAUGGUUUUACAAUUUAAAUAUUUUGGUGGACAAAAUAAACUAU